This is a messenger RNA of Notodromas monacha, 2169 nucleotides long. The record is from the annotation of a GenBank genome assembly. Lineage: Eukaryota; Metazoa; Arthropoda; Ostracoda; Podocopida; Cyprididae.
AUGAAGAAACCAGAAUUCUUGGAAGAGCUCCAAGCCUUGCUGACAGAGGCUGGGACAGUUUCUCUCGAGUGCAAAUGCGUUGGAGUUCCCACACCGGUCUUGAAAUGGUACAAAGAUGGCAAGGAAAUCAAGCCCGGCGACGUGUUCGCGCUUUCGCACCGCAGAGACGGCGAUGGGCCGGACGACGAGUCGCAAUUAGGCACUUACACGUGUCAGGCUGUCAACUGUAUGGGCAUUGCCACGUCGACGUCACGCGUUCGGGUUACGGGGAAAAGCGGGUCUCAGGAAGGAAAUCUCGGACCUCGCCCGCGCUCUAGCCGUCGAUCGCCUGGAUCUCGUCAGACUCCGCAACGAUCGCCUACACCUGCCGGUCCUCCACCAGAGCUUCUGGAGUCCUUGACUAACCAGAGAGUCAAAGUGGGAGAGCCGCUUUUUCUGCAAGCAAAAGCUAUUUCUCCCGCGGAGCCGAGGGCGACAUGGUAUCAUAGAGAAAAUCCAGUAGAAUCGAGUGAAAAAUAUCGCAUGUCCAUAUUCACUGUUGAGCACGCAGGCGAAGAUGGAGCGAAAUUUUCAGCUUUCGCGCUUCGCAUAGAUGUGCUACCAGCUGAAGUAGGCGACGAAGGCGACUGGAAAUGUGAAAUCCACAACGACGGUGGUAAAGUCGACACCACCUGUAACGUUCGACUGGCAGUGCCAAAGAAUUAUCGUCCUCCAAGAUUUUUGGAAGAGUUGAAAGCCAUGUUAACCGAGGAAGGGCUGGUAUCCUUCGAGUGUAAAGUAGUUGGCUUUCCCACACCCACACUGCGAUGGUACAAAGACGGACACGAGCUCAAACCGGGAGAUGUUUACCAGCUCUCAGGGACCAAUUCACUCGGACAUUAUGCGUGCGUUGCAAAAAAUUGUAUGGGGAUUGCCAGAAGCGAAGCGGAACUCACGAUUGCAGACAUUGAGGCUCAACUUACGGAGGAGGAAAUGAAAGAGGCUGUGGCAACCGUGUCAGCAACCACAACUACGGGACCUGCAGAACCACCUGUUUUCAAAGUUGGUCUCCGUGACGUGGAAGCUAAACUGAGCGAACUUCUACAAUUGACUGUCCAAGUUGAUGUGAGCAGGUUCCAGCCCAAGCAAGUCAUCUGGUAUCACGAAGGAGAGGAAAUCAUCCCAUCAGGGAAGUUUUCCGUGUUUCAGGAAGUGGAUGGCAUUUUCCAGUUGGAGGUCAGCUCAGCGGAGAUCAACGACCAGGGCACCUGGAAAUGCGCGGCAGUCAACGACAUCGGCGAGAGGACAACUUCUUGCCAUGUUGCCAUGACCAUUCCAAAGCACUACAAGAAGCCGCGGUUUCUAGAACCACUCCGUGCUGUCUUGUCAGAAGAAGGCACAGUUAUCGGAGUACCUCAGCCGAUCCUGAAGUGGUUCAAAGAUAACGAGGAGCUACGUGCAGGUGACAUUCACCGAAUAAUGUCUGGUCAAGAUGGUACAUGUUGUUUGGGAACAUAUACUUGCGUCGCAAGCAACUGCAUGGGCAGUGCGUCUUCGUCUGCUGCAUUGCUUGGAUUCGAAGAGCGAUUGCCUCCUCGGGAAUUGGAACCAGAGCAACCCGCUGGCAAACGACCGUCGAUCGAUGAUCACAUUAGAGUUACACGCCAUCCAUCUUUGUCAACCAUCAACGAGGAGAGGUCAUCGCAAAUUGGCACAGGAAGCUUUUACGAAACUCCAAUGUCUGACAUUUCAUCAAGUGCGACCCACGAUGGUGCUCCUGAAGACGAAGAAAAAGCAGAACUGUCGGUGUCCAUCGAUGGCCGUGAUGUGUCUGUUUCCGUUUCACUAUACGAAACCCCCGAUAUCAGUGAACUCGACGCGCAGAAAAUCGUGGAAAUUUUUGCUGAUGAGUUGUCGGAAUACAUUUCGGCAAAAGAGGUCAUCAACUUGUCGCCGUUGCGGUUUGUGAAAGAGGUGGCUACUUCCGGAAAUAUCCUGAUGGAGGCCACCGUCGUGGACAUGCCCGGCCACUGGAGUGCACCUGCUGUCACAAUUUCCGAAUUCACGCAAUGCGCAGACGAUCUCUGUACAGAAGCCGAUAUCGACGAACUGAGUGCGAUGGAGGCCAUAAUGAUUGAAGAUGUGAGGGCCAAUCAGUUGUUUGACACGAUGAACACCCUCAACGACUAG